Molecule: messenger RNA, 603 nt
Organism: Plasmodium inui San Antonio 1
Lineage: Eukaryota; Apicomplexa; Aconoidasida; Haemosporida; Plasmodiidae
Product: glutathione peroxidase
Exons: 3
Coding region: 1-603 (200 amino acids)
Biological process (GO): response to oxidative stress
Molecular function (GO): glutathione peroxidase activity
Source: RefSeq, a predicted model, not a curated record
AUGAAGCUUUUGCUACUUUUAAAGCUAUUCGUCGUAUUGCUAAUUUUGCGAAGAAACCCUUCCGACAUGUUUUGCUUCUUCAAAAAAAUAACCGUUUCGAAAGGGGACUUGCGUCCCUCCAUUUAUGAUUACCAUGUGAAGAAGCUCGAUGGAACAACUGUGGCGAUGUCUACUUACAAGAACAAAGUUUUGCUGAUUGUUAACUCCGCGUCCAAGUGCGGCUUAACGCGGAAGCAUGUGGAUGAGCUUAACGAGCUGCACGACCGAUUGAACGAGAGGGGAUUAGAGAUUUUGGCCUUUCCGACUAGCCAGUUCCUAAGUCAGGAAUAUUCCAACUCAUGCGACAUUUCCUCAUUUAACGAGAAGAACAAGAUCAAAUAUAACUUCUUCUCCCCCAUUGAAGUCAAUGGAGAAAAUACACAUGAGCUGUUCAAAUUUCUGAAGGCCAACUGUGACUCGAUGCACGAUGCGAAUGGAAGGCUGGAAAACAUCGGCUGGAACUUUGGAAAAUUUUUAGUUAAUAAGAGCGGAGACGUUAUCAGUUAUUAUUCCCCAAGAACUUAUCCCCUUGAGAUUGAGAAGAACAUAACCGAUUUAUUGUAA